UAUCUUAAUUAUGGCAAAAUGGAAAGACAGUUUCUUUUAUCCGGGUAAGAUUGCUUCACCUGAAAAGAAUGGCAAAUAUUUGGUGAAGUUUGUUGAUGGUGAUAAAUUGUGGGUGAAAAUUAACCAAAUUCUUUCAGUCACGUAUCUUCCGCAUGGACAGAAUGUGAUGGUACAGUCCGAUGAUGGUUUUUUUGAUUCAGGCAUGAUAAUAAAUUAUAAAUAUAAUGGAUCUGAUUCCGAUGAAGACGUUUUAUAUCAAGUUCAAAUGGACGAUUCUAAAAUUGUUGAAUGUUCCAGGAAACAAGUAAUUCUGUCUGAAGAUCAAGCUGGGCUCAUGUUAUCUGAUGAAGAUUUUUUGCUUAUGCCUGGUGUGCUAUCUACACCAGUUCCAUCAGGAGCUGAUGUUAGUUUAGAUAAUUUGGUUGAUGGAUCACGGCGUUCAGCCAGUCGGAAAGUUUUAUCUGAAAAUGAAAAAACUAAGAAAUUGACAAGAAUGGAACCACAAGCAAUGAGUACACCAACUCAUAAAAGAAAAGCAUCUGCCUUCAAAAAAGAUUCUGAUGUCAGCAUCUGCCAUAUUGGAGCUGCUAUUGCAUCUCCCAAACAUAAUUAUGAAGAAACAAAUCGACGUGCUAAAAAAGAACUCUUUGAUGUUGUCAAGGGACCUGUUCCAAAGAAGUCACUUUUCAGUGCAAUGAAUUUCUUGCUCACUUACACUGAAAAAUCACCCGAACAAAAGUUAAUCGACAAGAAAUUACUUCAUGAAUUCUCAUCUGAAAGUUCAAACAAUUUAUCUAAUUCUGACUUAGGAGUUGAACCUAAAGUUCCCUUCGAUAAAAACCAUUUACGGAUCCAACUUGAAACAGGUGGAGGACAAGUUUUUAGUUGCUGGCACAAAGAUUUUCUGUCUCUUCAUAAAACAAGUUUUGUUGUGUCCAAUACUUACCAGAGAACUGUCAAAUACCUUCAAGGACUUGCAGCUGGUAUUCCUUGUAUAUCUCAUUUGUGGGUGAGAGAUUGUUGUAAGCAGGGAACAUUUUUAGAUUAUAGAUCAUACCUAUUACAGGCUGGCAUAAGUAUUACAAAAAAGUCUCUUAUGGAAAGCAAAAUGAAAGCGAAAUGUUUGGAAGACUUAGAAAUCUUAGUGACUUCAAAUCAAAAGGAAUUUGUCAGUAUUUGGUCUGAGAUUCUUACAAUUGCAGGCUGUAGAAUUAUAAAGAAAUUUAGAAAAACUAAAGGAUCUAAUAAAUCUGUAGAUGCAGUCAUCACAGACGGAAGCUGUUCACCUGAUAUAAUUGAACAAGCAGACAGUCAACACAUUCCUCUAUUGUCGACAGAGUGGGUUAUACAAUGUUUAAUUCAUGGACAAAAAGUUGCUUUUGAUGGUCACGAGAAAUUUGCUUAUAAUUAUGAAGAAAAUGACUAGAUCAUAUUAAAUCAUAUUUUUCACACUAAAUCUUUUAUUAUUUUUAAAAUGAUAUAUAGUUAAGGAAAAUAUGAAAUAGAAGGUAUACAAUUUUUUUAUUCUCUCUACUUAAUGUAAUUGAUGAUGAUAAUCAUGUUGGUGAUGAUCAUGAUGAUCAUAACUCCAAAAGUUAAAAGUUUCUUAACAAGUUGCACAUAGAUCAAUUGUUAAAGGUACAUAUUGCAAGGGACAUAUUUAGACAGGCCUACUAAAGAUGUGUUUAGCAGAUUUUGUGGCUCUUGCAAGAUUUGUAUCUGAUUUAGUAAAACCAUUUAGGUUAGGUGAGGGACAACCAAGUGAAGAGUUGCCAGUCAUUGUUUCUGCAUUGUGUAUUUUAGCUUUCAGUAGCUCAGCUCUCCUAGCAAUGUUCCUUUAAAUUUUUAAUAGUCAGUGUGUGCAAAAAUCUUUAUGUUGUGCAAAUUAUUUUCUUGUGACAACAAUGCAUAUACUAGGUAACUAGCACUUUAUGCACACAUUAAUUUUGUAAUGCACUGAUUGCAAAAAUAUAAGAGCAGGCACACAUGUAAUAACUUAGAAGGAAUAAUGCUACCAAGGUUGUAUCAUAUGAGACAUAUUUCACUACUUUAUGCAGUAACAGCACUGUGAAAUUGUUGAUUUUCAUCAGCUUGCAGUGCUAACAUUCUAUAGCAGAGAGAAGUGUAUCUAUUGUAGAUGAGUGUCCUAUUCAAGGACAAAUUGUUUCUCAUCUGUUUAAUGCCACAGAAACUGGAAUUGAACAUUAAACCUAUGCAUUGUUGGGAUUCAGAAGGUUUGUACUUUCUGAGUGAUUUUUUUCCCUUUGGACAAGCUCCACAAGAAAUUUGCUUAAAAUAGAGAAGGUUUAUUGGGACAUCAUCUCAUUCUCUUGCUCAAAUUAUGUAUUUACCUAAAGUAAGUCCUUAAAUUUUUGACAUCGAACCUGAAAAUGAGGUAUGGGGAACAUCUGAGAAUUGAAAAGAAAAGUUUUCAUAAUUUAGUGAAAAAUAAAUUUCCAAGGAGUAGUGAUUUUUUACUAUUUACGAGUAAACAACUGCAUUUGUGUGUGUUAGUUUCAACAAAUGAGUUGCUGGUCAUCUAACAGGCAAUGUCACCUUAAGACAUAGGCACAUUGAGUAAUUGCUCGGUGGUCUGUAUUACAAGUCUAGAGGCCCAAUUCUGAUCUAUGUAUGCUGUGGCUUGCUGUUAAUAAAUAAAUACUAAUGCAGCAAUUUGCAUGGGUACCUGUAGUGCUACUAAAAGGUUGUUAGAAUAUCAUUACUUCAUUUAAAAAAAAUUCUUUGCCUUUGUUAAUUUCAUUAUGAAAAACACAUUCUUUAAUCAUUCAGGAAGGUACUUAGCUCUCUACACUGGUUUAGAUAUAAUGACAAAAUAUUAAGUAUUAAUAAUAAGUUAUAAUUUUUAGAGAUGAAUAUAUCUUUUUUUGAACGAACAAAAGCAUUGAAAUACAAAAUGGCAGAUGACUUCAAAGAUUAUUUGUAAUUUUAUAAAUGACUCUGUUAAAUUAAUUUUAAACAUGGGUUUAUAAGUUUUAAGUUUAAAAUAUUUGUAUUGAACAUUACUAUGGAAUCUGUGAUAAUUCUGUAUUCAGAAGAGUUUCCAUCAAACUAUUUUUCUAUAUUUUUACUAUAUCAUGUACAUUUUAUUUGUAAAUAAUGAAAUAAUGAUGAAAAAUU
Messenger RNA from Octopus bimaculoides (California two-spot octopus), 3138 nucleotides. RefSeq lists its product as uncharacterized. Gene Ontology annotation, molecular function: histone binding. Gene Ontology annotation, biological process: DNA damage checkpoint signaling; positive regulation of transcription by RNA polymerase II. Gene Ontology annotation, cellular component: nucleus. NCBI's taxonomy places the organism in Eukaryota, Metazoa, Mollusca, Cephalopoda, Octopoda, Octopodidae. The record is from RefSeq and is a predicted model, not a curated record.